This is a messenger RNA of Phytomonas sp. EM1, 1731 nucleotides long. NCBI's taxonomy places the organism in Eukaryota, Euglenozoa, Kinetoplastea, Trypanosomatida, Trypanosomatidae. The record is from the annotation of a GenBank genome assembly.
AUGGGGCGAACUCAUAGAAAAAAGCUAGAAGCACGCGAGGCUCGGCUCACAGCCUUACCAACAUCCGAGCGUCUACUAAAAAGCGCGUUGAUUAAGAAGAAAGAAAGUCGUGUUCUGAGUGCUACUGAGAAACACGCUUUGAAAAUGUCCUCUAAGCAGGGGGAUAUUUUGCGUCUGUGGGAAAAGCUCCGUACACUAGAGGACGACGCUAAAACCAGCACGGAGGCACCUUCGGGCGGGACAAAGGAUAGGAAAACCGCUUAUGAGCACAAGUACCCAAUUGUAGAAAAGCUUCUUCACCUCACGGAGCGGGAUUUUGCUAGCGGAAUGAGAACACCGAAUAUAAGUCGUGUGGUGCAAUCUAUGAUCAAGUAUGGAUCAACUGAGCAGGUGGGAAAGAUUGCCAAAUGGGUUUCGAAGGAUCUUGCUGCCUACAGCACAGACUCAUAUGCCCACUUUGUCGUUAAUGCGCUGAUUCGACACGCUUCACAUGAUAUUUUUGAUCUUCUAUUGACGCGAUUCAUCCCGAUCGUUCCGCAGCUAAUAUCGAACAAGUUUGGUAUAAAUGUUCUUCAUUUUGUUUACAGCAGCCAUUGGUGUAAAUCAGACGAUCGUGAUCUUAUUCUUCUCGCCGUAUUUCGCGACAACACGGCGGUGAUGAGGCAAUGGAAUGGCUACCCGGUGCUCGAGGACAUCAUCCGGAGGAACCCACACCUCCAAAAGCGACUUUUAACUCGACUCUUUGAUCUUGGAGACAAGCUGGUGUCGCACAAGGGGGCGGUGGGUUAUCCCUUUGUGCAGCGACUCAUUCACGCAUUCAUGUGCUACGGUACGCGUGACGAGGUGAGCGAACUUUGUGCUACUCUCAGACCUCACCUUGCGACCGUGGCUCUCACGCGCGAAGGGGCACCACUGGCUUCGUUGGCUUUUGGAUUGACGGAUCCACCUAAAAGGAAGGAAAUUUUGCGCAGUUUCGCUGAUAACCUGAGUGAGUUGUCUACUGGCAAGUAUAGCGCCCCAGUUAUUGCGCGCCUAUUCGAUUUAUUGUACGAUGCACAGCUUCUACACAAAUACAUCUUGAAGGAGUUGAGGCAGAAUAUUCGUAUGCUUAUUGACAGCCCUUACGGAUACCUUAUCAUUAUUCACCUUCUCACACCGCAUCAAGACCGAAAGGAUAGACUUCUGCUUCCGAACUGGUCUCAACACAACUUGUUUUCUAUUGAAAACACGGAGUGGAACCACCACACAUGGCUUACCUCUAAUUACACGGAGGAGGUCAUUGAGUUCUGUAGCAAACCUGCAAUGAAUUCGCACCUUUUAUCCCUUCCUGCUAUAGUAGAGUCUUUUUUGAUGGUUCUAGCAGAGGAAGAUUUAGCCGCCCCAAAGCUUAACCGUCUCCACACUGGAAUCAUCGCACGUGAGCUGCUUACAGUGAUUGAGCACGAACCUCUCUACAAAUCAUCUCUACACUUGAGUAAGGAGCAAUUAGCACUAUUGAAUAAAGUCAUCCCUGCGAGUGGAAAGCGUCAUUCUCGCGAGGAUCACGAGCAGGACCCUCAGGGAGAACCAUCGGUUCGACCUUCACUGAAGAGACCGCAUGCGGAAGAUUUACGUAACACAUCCGUAGUAGUUGAGGAAAAAGCUUCAAGACAGAAGCGUGUGCGAAAAAAGAUGCAAAAGAAGGCACAUGAAAAUCUAUUAACAACAAAGAAAACAAAGGUUAAGAGCUAG